AUGUGUGUCAGAACAAACAUCAGGAAUUAUCAGACUCUUUUGACCUUUGUAUUUGCUAGCACUGAAAUAAACAAGAACCCCAAACUGUUGCCAAAUACUACUUUGGGCUUCCAUAUUGUAGACCCUUGUUUAACUGAAGCAAUGGCAAUGAAUGGAAUGAUUGACAUUUUCUCUGGAAAAGGGGUUCCCACUCCUAACUAUCGGUGUGGUCAUUCACCUAAGUUGGUGGCUUUUGUGGAUGGCAUAUCUUCUAAAGUGACUCUUCUUAUAGCCAGAGUGUUUGGAAUUUACAAAAUCCCGCAGAUAAGUUAUGCAUCCAUGGAUCCAGUAUUAAGUAAUAAAAAUCAGUUUCCACAUUUUUACCGCACUGUGCCAAAUGAAAUUGCCCAGUAUGACGCACUUGUAAAGCUAAUAAAACAUUUUUCCUGGACAUGGGUGGGUGUGUUGGUUUCAGACAAUGAAUCUGGCCUAAAAAUUAGCCAAAUUUUGCAGAAGGAAUUUGCACUCCAUGGAAUAUGUUUUGCUUUCCUUGAAUUUAUCCCAUACCAUGAUGGCUUGGAUUUUGUCAAGAGAAUGCAGAUUGCCAGAAGUCUGAGUAACUCAGCUGCCAAUGUUAUUAUUGCUUAUGGUGACAGAGACUACAUGCUUACUUUGCAGCUUAUAUUGUAUAUGUUUCCCAUAUCUGAAAAGGUGUGGAUCAUUUCCUCCCAGUGGGAUGUUGCCAGUGGAUUUGACUAUUAUUUUUUACAUUAUGAUACUUUCAAUGGCAGUUUGGCUUUUGCACUUCAUACUAGUUCCAUUCCUGGUUUUGAGGAUUUUUUAUUAACCUUAACUCCAGAUGAUUUUCCAAAUGAUAUCUUUAUUUAUGAUGCAUGGUGGGAACUGCACGGGUGUGUGUGGAAAACAAAUACAACAGAUAUCAAAUGCAAUGGCACAGAGGAAAUAAGGAAAGUAAAUGAAAAUGCGUACAAAGAUAUAUCAUUUUACAGUUACAACCAGCUGCAUAUUUUGAACUGUAUUGAUGGGAUAUUUUUCUCUAUUUAGAUGCACAAGUAUAUAAAGCAAAUUAGUAUUACAGGCAGUGAUGGAAAUGAGGUGCAUUUUGAUGAGAAUGGUGAUAUGCCUUCUGACUUUGACAUUUUAAAUUGGAUUGUCUACCCAAAUCAAACUCUUGAUGGCAUCAGAGUAGGAACAUAUUCACAGAAUUCUUCAUUCCCAGAACUAAGAAUUAAUGAAAGUCUAAUACAGUGGAGCCUAACUUUUAAUGAGACCCCACGUUCAGCUUGCAGUGAAACAUGUCACACUGGAUACAAGAAGAAACCUAAAGUGGGAUAUCCAGCUUGCUGCUAUGACUGUGUUCCCUGCCCAGAGGGUGAGAUAUCCAACCAGACAGGUAGAGACUCCUGUAUUAAAUGUCUAAUAAACCAAUGGCCUAAUUCAUACAGAAAUAUUUGCACUGACAAAGUCAUAACUUACUUAUCCUAUCAUGAGCCACUAGGUGCAUCACUAACUUCAUUAUCAGUUAUUUUUUUCGUGAUGACUUGUUUGGUUCUGAUGAUCUUUGCUAAAUACAGAAACACACCUGUUGUUAAAGCCAAUAACCGAGAUCUCAGCUACAUCCUCCUCAUCUCCCUAAAGAUUUGUUUUCUAUGUAAUUUGCUCUUCAUUGGCCAUCCUCUACAAGUGACCUGCAUUCUAAGACAAACAGUGUUUGGAGUCACCUUUUCAAUUGUUAUUUCUUCAGUUUUGGCUAAAACAGUAACUGUGGUUAUUGCCUUUAAUGCCACCAGACCCGGAAGCAAAUUGAGGAAUUAUUUGGGAACAAGAGUGUCUAAUUCCAUUGUAAUAUUCUGCCCUAUGAUGCAAGUGAUUAUAUGCACCAGCUGGUUAGUGUCCUUCCCUCCCUUUCCUUAUUAUAACAUGGAUGAUGUAGUUGGGAUGAUAGUAGCCGAGUGCCAUGAACAUUCAAGCUUUGGAUUUUACUGCAUCCUGGGAUUUAUGGGAUUAUUAGCAAUUCUUAGUUUUAUUAUUGCUUUCUUUGCUCGGACAUUGCCUGAUAUAUUUAACGAAGCCAAGUUUAUCACCUUCAGCAUGUUGCUGUUCUGCAGUGUAUGGAUCUCUUUUAUUCCAGCUUAUCUGAGCACUAAAGGCAAAUAUGUUGUGGCAGUGGAAAUAUUUGCUAUCUUGGCUUCUAGCUCUGGAAUUCUGAGCUGUAUCUUUAUUCCCAAGUGCUAUAUCACUCUUUUUAGAGCUGACCAGAACACGAUCAAACAAAUAAAUAAAACAAACUGUAAAAAUUCAAUU
Messenger RNA from Xenopus laevis (African clawed frog), 2304 nucleotides. It is a transcript of the gene v2rb-1.L, whose product is annotated as vomeronasal receptor B-1 L homeolog. The transcript is spliced from 7 exons. The record is from RefSeq and is a predicted model, not a curated record. NCBI's taxonomy places the organism in Eukaryota, Metazoa, Chordata, Amphibia, Anura, Pipidae. The annotation marks the transcript as partial.